UUUAUGAGUUAGCACUUUCUUCGUGAUCCCAUUCAGUGCUCGCUGUCCUCGCUGCACACUUGUGGCUUGGCUCUGCUGUCACACACAUUGGCUGUGCUACAGGGCGAUAUCACACAUGGCUAAUGAAUUGAGGCCCUGCCCAUGUGACAUUGGAGACAGGUUUGACUAUGGCGGCCGUGGGCAGGAAGUACAAAUUGAGCACAUCGGGGCUUAUGUUUCCAAACCCUCUGCCAGCACAGACAAAGCUGUGAUCGUGAUUCAUGAUAUAUUUGGAUGGCAACUCCCAAACACGAGAUACAUGGCUGAUAUGCUAACAGCCAAUGGAUACAUAGCCAUCUGCCCGGAUUUUUUUGUGGGACAAGAAGGGUGGAAACCUUCAAAUGACUGGGCUUCUUUCGAUGAUUGGCUGAAAACUCGACAGGCCAGCAAAAUAGACAAAGAAGUUGAUGUUGUCCUGAAGUAUCUAAAGGAGCAAUGUGGCGCGAAGGAGAUUGGUGCCAUUGGGUUCUGCUGGGGUGGAGCAGCAGUACAACAUCUGAUGCUGAAAAAUCCUCAUUUAAAGACGGGAGUGUCCCUCUAUGGAGUGAUCAGGUUCUUUGACGACGGAUCCAAUUUGCUUCACCCCACCUUCUUCAUUUUUGCUGAAAAUGAUAAUUUCAUCCCACUAGAGCAAGUCACCGAUCUGAAGCAGAAGCUUAAACAAAACUGUAAAGUUGAUUAUGAAGUUAAAAUUUACCCUGGACAGACUCAUGGUUUUGUACACCGUAAAAGAGAAAAUAUCAAUCCUCAGGAUAAACCUUAUAUUGAGGAAGGAAGAAAGGAUAUGAUCAACUGGCUGAAUAAAUACAUGUAGAAGACAUAAAAUGUCCAUAAAGUAAAUGAAUUUUUUUAGGAAAUCAGAAAAUAAUAAAGAUUAUAUUGAUU
Cygnus olor (mute swan) is the source of this 924-nucleotide messenger RNA. Its product is annotated as carboxymethylenebutenolidase homolog. The record is from RefSeq and is a predicted model, not a curated record. The coding region runs from base 116 to 853 and encodes 245 amino acids. The transcript is spliced from 6 exons. Gene Ontology annotation, molecular function: hydrolase activity. Lineage: Eukaryota; Metazoa; Chordata; Aves; Anseriformes; Anatidae.